AGCCUCCCGCAGCCUGCGCGGCGUGGGUGCGACUCCACCUGGGGGUUGCGGCGUGGGAGGGGCGGGGGGAAGGGUACUACGCGCGCGAGGAGGUUUGGGCCGGUCCGCGCGCCGUCGCCCCGCCCCGGCUGCGGAUUGGCCCGGCGCGGCGUUGAUUCUUGCGGCCGCGGUUGUCGUCGCCGCCCCCGUCCCGCCGGCUGCCCAUUGGUCCAGAUCGGACUCCAAUCACCCCACCCCUCGGCUGGCCCGGGCACCGCUGAGGCCGGCCUUGUGAGCCCGCCCUCCCCGCCGUGGAUUGGCCCGCGGCGGGACCCGUCAGCCGCGGUUCUGUCUGGGAAGGAGAGAAAAUGGCGGCGGAGCCGAACAAGACCGAAAUCCAGACUCUUUUUAAGAGGCUUCGCGCAGUUCCAACCAACAAGGCCUGUUUCGACUGCGGCGCCAAGAAUCCGAGUUGGGCCAGCAUCACGUACGGUGUUUUCUUGUGCAUUGACUGUUCCGGGGUGCACCGCUCCCUGGGCGUCCAUCUGAGCUUCAUCAGGUCCACAGAGUUGGAUUCCAACUGGAACUGGUUCCAGCUGAGGUGUAUGCAGGUCGGCGGGAAUGCCAAUGCGACGGCUUUUUUUCGCCAACAUGGAUGCACAGCCAAUGAUGCCAACACCAAAUAUAAUAGCCGAGCUGCCCAGAUGUACCGGGAGAAGAUCCGGCAGCUGGGGAGUGCGGCCCUGGCUAGGCAUGGCACUGAUCUUUGGAUAGACAACAUGAGUAGUGCCGUUCCUAAUCACUCCCCAGAGAAGAAGGACUCUGAUUUCUUCACAGAACACACUCAACCCCCUGCCUGGGAUGCGCCAGCCACUGAGCCUUCAGGGACCCAGCAGCCAGCCCCGUCUACAGAGAGCAGUGGCCUGGCACAGCCGGAGCAUGGCCCAAACACAGACCUGCUUGGCACCUCACCCAAAGCCUCACUGGAACUGAAAAGCUCCAUCAUUGGCAAGAAGAAGCCAGCAGCAGCUAAGAAAGGGCUGGGUGCCAAGAAAGGCCUAGGGGCCCAGAAGGUGAGCAGCCAGAGCUUCAGUGAGAUUGAGCGGCAGGCUCAGGUGGCAGAGAAGCUCCGUGAGCAGCAGGCAGCCGAUGCCAAGAAGCAGGCGGAGGAGUCCAUGGUCGCCUCCAUGCGUCUGGCCUACCAGGAGCUCCAGAUUGAUCGUAAGAAAGAGGAAAAGAAGCUACAGAAUCUGGAAGGGAAGAAGCGAGAGCAGGCAGAAAGGUUGGGCAUGGGCUUGGUAUCCCGAAGCUCUGUCUCCCACUCCGUGCUGUCUGAGAUGCAGGUGAUUGAGCAGGAAACCCCAGUGAGUGCAAAAUCCUCUCGCUCGCAGCUGGACUUGUUUGACGAUGUUGGUACUUUCGCCUCUGGACCCCCAAAGUACAAGGACAAUCCCUUUUCCUUAGGGGAAAGCUUUGGCUCCCGCUGGGAUACAGAUGCUGCCUGGGGUAUGGACAGGGUAGAGGAGAAGGAGCCAGAAGUGACCAUCUCAAGCAUCCGGCCUAUUUCAGAAAGAGCCACAAACCGGAGGGAAGUGGAGAGCCGGAGCUCAGGCCUCGAGUCUAGUGAGGCGCGUCAGAAAUUCGCAGGAGCCAAAGCCAUCUCAUCUGACAUGUUCUUUGGGCGGGAGGUGGAUGCGGAGUAUGAGGCCAGGUCUCGGCUGCAGCAGCUCUCAGGCAGCAGUGCCAUCAGCUCUUCAGACCUCUUUGGGGACAUGGAUGGAGCUCAGGGAGCAGGAAGUGUAUCUCUGGGGAACGUGCUGCCUACAGCGGACAUUGCCCAGUUUAAGCAGGGUGUCAAGUCUGUGGCUGGGAAAAUGGCUGUGCUGGCCAAUGGUGUGAUGAAUUCCUUGCAGGAUCGCUACGGUUCCUACUGAUCCGAGCUCUGUGACUCAGGCUUACGAUGGUGACGGCAACAAGAACUCCACAGUUCCCAGGCUGGGGAUGCUUUGCCUUGUGGAAGCUGGGGAGGAUUUGUUACUUUGUAUGUGUGGUGUGUGUGUGGGGUGGCCUUUGAGGCGCUCACUCCUGUGAGGGGAAUGGUCAGUACCAGCCCUUGUCCUCUGCCUGUGGACUGAGCUCUUUAUUCCCUCUCACACCACCCUCCGUGUGUUAGACUCUUGUCCUUCUGUCCUGCCCCCACAGCUGCUGCUCACUUGUCCUGCCAUACUGGGAAAGGGGGUUCCCCCACGAUGGCUUAUUCUGGGUCCACUUUCCCCAGGUAGGGAAAGCGGAAGGUAGAAGGCUUUUUUUGCUGGCUCUAGGGUUCUUCUAGUUCGAGGCCUUGGGUCCCCAUCCUCUGGAACCAGGGGGAGGCCUGGAAGGAGUUCACUGUAGACCUGUCCCCUGGGGAAAGAGGCUGCGGACUUGCUGCUGCUGCUGCUGCCAGUGGCCUCUUCUGGGUGCCAGGAGAGGGGAAGGACCUUUGUCUGGGCGUUACCAAGGGCUGGAAACUUUACCUGGUACCUAAAGGUUUCAUUUGGGAUCAGACCGGAGACCCUCGGGUUCUCCCGUCUCACCACCCCUUUCUACAGUAAGCACUUGGAAGAUUGUUUCAGGGUGUCUCAGGGUCCCUCUGUACCAUCUGCUGUGGAAUGCAGGACCCUCUGUGACAUUCUUUAUCCCUUCUUCCCCGGGUUGGUGGCCAUGGAGGGUCUUGUCUGCUGUGAUUCGACUCUGGAUGCUGUGAGCUUGAUGCUGGCCAGGGAAGCAGAGGAUGUGAGAGGCAGAGGCAGGCUCCUGGGGCUGAGCUCCUUCCUCUGCAUCAUUCUGGGCUUGGGGGCCUGGACAGCACCCGCCAGUGAGAGCUGUGGGCCUCACCCUCUGGCAGCUGAGCCAAGCACUGUGUCAUUCUUGGUGCCAUCUUCCCCUGCCGCACCGGCAGUCUCAGCCCAGCCCCCACCUUUGGGUUGUAGGUUGGGCUCCCAAGCAACACAGACCACUCUUCCCCUUGCCCCUCCCCCAGAGGGACUUGACUUUCUUUCUGGACUGUUUGUAUUGAAACAAAGUGGUGUCAAAAUAAAGCCCCUGCAGGGCCUGGCUCCCUGUUGGUCUGAGUGAA
Messenger RNA from Pan troglodytes (chimpanzee), 3097 nucleotides. RefSeq names its product ADP ribosylation factor GTPase activating protein 2 (gene ARFGAP2). Gene Ontology annotation, molecular function: GTPase activator activity. Bases 348 to 1913 code for a protein of 521 amino acids. Lineage: Eukaryota; Metazoa; Chordata; Mammalia; Primates; Hominidae. Gene Ontology annotation, biological process: COPI coating of Golgi vesicle. The record is from RefSeq and is a predicted model, not a curated record. The transcript has 16 exons.